CCUUCCCUCUCUUCCCCCUCUCUCUCUCUCCAUCCUCACCACACCUCUCCCUCUCUUCCCUCUAUCCUCUCUAUUCCUCCGCCCCUCCAUAUCCCACGAUGCCUUGCCCCAGGCCACUGCGCUAGGCCCCAGCAGUAUGGGCAGAGCCUGGGAGGGGAGAGAGAGCUCUGAUUGGUCCAGGUCGGAUCCCCCUUCCUUUGCUUUCAAUGGGGGAGGACACCGAGAGCUCCAAAGUCAACCACAGCUUCCUGCGAGACUACGUCACCGAAGCUGAUGUAAUCUCUACAGUGGAGUUCAACCACACAGGAGAUCUGCUGGCUACGGGGGACAAGGGAGGCAGAGUCGUCGUCUUCCAGAGAGAGACCGUGGUUGGUCACAAGCCUAAAGGGGAGUUGGUUCAGGUGGGGGAGACGGGUGAGUCGGGGGAGUAUAAUGUGUACAGUACCUUCCAGAGCCACGAGCCUGACUUUGACUACCUGAAGAGUCUGGAGAUCGAGGAGAAGAUCAACAAGAUACGAUGGCUGCCUCAACAGAACGCCGCCCACUUCCUGCUCUCCACCAACGAUAAGACCAUCAAGCUGUGGAAGGUGAGUGAGCGAGACAAGCAACCGGAGGGCUACAACCUGAAAGAUGAGGAGGGCAGGGUGAAGGAUAUCUCUACAGUCACAUCACUACAGGUUCCUGUGUUGAGACCUACAGACCUGAUGGUGGAGGUACGUCCUAGGAGGGUGUUCUCCAAUGGGCAUACCUACCAUGUUAACUCCAUAUCGGUCAACAGUGACGGAGAGACCUACCUGUCAGCUGAUGACCUGAGGAUCAACAUGUGGCAUCUGGGGAUCACAGACCGCAGCUUCAACAUAGUGGACAUCAAGCCAGCCAACAUGGAGGAGCUAACAGAGGUGAUAACAGCAGCAGAGUUUCAUCCUCACCACUGUCACCUGUUUGUCUACAGUAGCAGUAAAGGAUCUCUACGUCUCUGUGACAUGAGGGCCUCGGCACUUUGCGACAAACACACCAAACUCUUUGAGGAACCAGAGGACCCAGGAAGUCGUUCAUUCUUCUCUGAGAUCGUGUCGUCGGUGUCGGAUGUGAAGUUCAGUCACAACGGGCGGUACCUGCUGACCAGGGAUUACCUGACGGCCAAGGUGUGGGACUUACACAUGGAGAAAGGCCCCGUCGAAACCUACCAGGUUCAUGACUACCUGAGGACUAAGCUGUGCUCUCUGUACGAGAACGACUGUAUAUUUGACAAGUUCGAGUGUGUCUGGAACAGCUCCGACAGUGUGAUAAUGACUGGGGCGUACAACAGCUUCUUCCGGAUGUUUGACAGGGAGACGGGGCGGGGCGUGACCCUGGAGGCGUGGCGAGAGACCAGUAAGCCGCGAGCUGUACUGCGGACGCGACGGAUCUACACCGGGGGCAAGCGUCGUCGCGGCGACGUGGGGGUGGACAGUCUGGACUUCACUAAGAAGAUCCUCCACAUGGCCUGGCACCCCGAGGAGAACAUCAUCGCCAUAGCCUCCACCAACAACCUCUACAUCUUCCAAGACCGGGUCAGCCCCGAUACACAGGGUCCAGACCUGGGUACAAAUACCAUUUAGCACCGGGUCAGCCCCGACACACAGGGUCCAGACCUGGGUUCAAAUACCAUUUAGCACCGGGUCAGCCCCAACACACAGGGUCCAGACCUGGGUUCAAAUACCAUUUAGCACCGGGUCAGCCCCGACACACAGGGUUCAGACCUGGGUUCAAAUACCAUUUAGCACCGGGUCAGCCCCGACACACAGGGUUCAGACCUGGGUUCAAAUACCAUUUAGCACUGGGUCAGCCCCGACACACAGGGUUCAGACCUGGGUUCAAAUACCAUUUAGCACCAGGUCAGCCCCGACACACAGGGUUUAGACCUGGGUUCAAAUACCAUUUAGCACCAGGUCACCCCCAUUUAGGUCCACACACAGACACAGAAACAGGAUUGAGAAGUAGUCGUUAAACGCAUGUGCACACACACACACACACACAAACCCUAAACACACACACAUUGAUUGUUGGACACAAAUUGAAAGGAAAUAACAAAAACAUCAGAGACUAGUCCCUCCAUGGAAUGAGUUGGACAGGCCUGAGAUCAGUCUGUAAGGGGAAUGAGUUGGACAGGCCUGAGAUCAGUCUGUAAGGGGAAUGAGUUGGACAGGCCUGAGAUCAGUCUAUAAGAUGAAUGAGUUGGACAGGCCUGAGAUCAGUCUAAAAGGGCAAUUAGUUGGACAGGCCUGAGUUUGCUAUCUAAGGUGUCUGAAGACAGAGGAAGGUGGUGUGUGUGUGUGUGUGUGUGUGUGUGUGUGUGUGUGUGUGUGUGUGAGUGUGUGUGUGUAUGUGUCCCAGACCGCAGUGACCCAGUGUGUGGAUCCAAUCCCUGUUUAUAUUGUUAUUUUAGUCAACAGCACGUCACUAGACGUCCCGUUUAACGGAUUCCCUUUAUGAUCACAACACCUCAGCACACCUGGAUACACAGGACACCUUUACACACACCUGGUGAGAGUGGACACUUCUGGACACCUUUACACACAGCUGGUGAGAGUGGACACUUCUGGACACCUUUACACACACCUGAUGAGAGUGGACAACUGACUCAUCUAGACACCUGGUGACUCAUCUGGAUUAAUCUAGACACCUGGUGACACCUGGACACAUCUAGACACCUGGUGACCCAUCUGGAUUAAUCUAGACACCUGGUGACCCAUCUGGAUUAAUCUAGACACCUGGUGACUCAUCUAGACAACUGGUGACCCAUCUGGAUUAAUCUAGACACCUGAUGACUCAUCUGGACACAUCUAGACACCUGGUGACACAUCUGGACCCAUCUGGACACCUGGUGACUCAUCUGGAUUAAUCUAGACACCUGGUGACCCAUCUGGAUUAAUCUAGACACCUGGUGACCCAUCUGGAUUAAUCUAGACACCUGGUGACCCAUCUGGAUUAAUCUAGACACCUGAUGACUCAUGUGGACACAACUAGACACCUGGUGACACAUCUGGACCCAUCUAGACACCUGGUGACUCAUCUGGAUUAAUCUAGACACCUGGUGACCCAUCUGGAUUAAUCUAGACACCUGGUGACCCAUCUGGACACAUCUAGACACCUGGUGACCCAUCUAAAUUAAUCUAGACACCUGGUGACCCAUCUGGAUUAAUCUAGACACCUGGUGACUCAUCUAGACACCUGGUGACGCAUCUGGAUUAAUCUAGACACCUGAUGACUCAUCUGGAUUAAUCUAGACACCUGGUGACCCAUCUGGAUUAAUCUAGAUACCUGGUGACCCAUCUGGACACAUCUAGACACCUGGUGACCCAUCUGGAUUAAUCUAGACACCUGGUGACCCAUCUGGAUUAAUCUAGACACCUGGUGACUCAUCUAGACACCUGGUGACCCAUCUGGAUUAAUCUAGACACCUGGUAACUCAUCUAGACACCUGUUGACCCAUCUGGAUUAAUCUAGACACCUGGUGACACCUGGACACUCCUGGACAAGCUGAUCCUAGAUCUGUGCCUAAGAGCAACUUCUACCCCAAGCUACUAAAUCACUUAUGCUUCCAUCCAUCCACUCAUACAGGCCCAAAUUGACCUUUUUUUCCCUAUAUAGUGCACUACUUUUGACAUGGGACCAUAAGGCUCUGGUCAGAAGUAGUGCCCUAUAAAGGGAAUACUAGGUUGAUCGUAUUCUCAUGUCUGUCUGUCUGUCUGUCUGUCUGUCUGUCUGUCUGUCUAUGUCUGUCUGUAACCUAGUUAUCUCAGUGGUCAACCCUUACAUAGAGUCAUAGCUAUGUAGUGAGACUAUGCAGGAUUUUGUUCCUGACUACCACCAACACACUUUGAAUAUAGCUAAUCAAGUGGGUUAGUGCAGGGCUGGAACUAAAGCCUGCACAGCUUGUAAUGAUGGUCUUCUAGGGUUGGUGGCCACUGGUAUAAAGGGGCAAUCUGGGACUGAUGGUCUUCUAGGGUUGGUGGCCACUGGUAUAAAGGGGCAAUCUGGGACUGAUGGUCUUCUAGGGUUGGUGGCCACUGGUUUAAAGGGGCAAUCUGGGACUGAUGCUCGUCCGGGGUUGGUGGCCACUGGUAUAAAGGGGCAAUCUGGGACUGAUGCUCGUCCGGGGUUGGUGGCCACUGGUAUAAAGGGGCAAUCUGGGACUGAUGGUCUUCUAGGGUUGGUGGCCACUGGUAUAAAGGGGCGAUCUGGGACUGAUGCACUUCUAGGGUUGGUGGUCACUGGUUUAAAGGGGCAAUCUGGGUCUGAUGCUCUUCUAGGGUUGGUGGCCACUGGUUUAAAGGGGCAAUCUGGGACUGAUGCACUUCUAGGGUUGGUGGCCACUGGUUUAAAGGGGCAAUCUGGGACUGAUGCUCGUCCGGGGUUGGUGGCCACUGGUAUAAAGGGGCAAUCUGGGACUGAUGCUCGUCCGGGGUUGGUGGCCACUGGUAUAAAGGGGCAAUCUGGGACUGAUGGUCUUCUAGGGUUGGUGGCCACUGGUAUAAAGGGGCGAUCUGGGACUGAUGGUCUUCUAGGGUUGGUGGCUACUGGUAUAAAGGGGCAAUCUGGGACUGAUGGUCUUCUAGGGUUGGUGGCCACUGGUUUAAAAGGGCAAUCUGGGACUGAUGCACUUCUAGGGUUGGUGGCCACUGGUUUAAAGGAGCAAUCUGUAGUUCCGCCACAUCACACCGCUUGAGUUCCCUCUCUCCUCCAAUCAUACACAGUAGCGUAGUGACGUCAGCGCGGCAACCUCACGGCUAACCAAUCAGUAAGAGUGUUGCUGCGCUGUGGUUAGGACCAUUGCAACAGUAGCAUGUUAUCCAGUGUUACUGUCGUUGUAUAUCUAUCAUACCUGUAUAACUAACAGUUAUCUGAACACCUCCAAAAUGAACACUUGAUGAAGGAAUGUGUAUAACAAAAUAAAUUAAAUAAUAUGAAUCUGA
This is a messenger RNA of Oncorhynchus mykiss (rainbow trout), 4958 nucleotides long. Lineage: Eukaryota; Metazoa; Chordata; Actinopteri; Salmoniformes; Salmonidae. The record is from RefSeq and is a predicted model, not a curated record.